Chaetomium fimeti is the source of this 684-nucleotide messenger RNA. RefSeq lists its product as uncharacterized. The transcript is spliced from 2 exons. Lineage: Eukaryota; Fungi; Ascomycota; Sordariomycetes; Sordariales; Chaetomiaceae. The coding region runs from base 1 to 684 and encodes 227 amino acids. The record is from RefSeq and is a predicted model, not a curated record.
AUGCCAUAUCUGACUUUGACUUUCCGCCUCCCCGGCCCGACCAAAAGCUCACUCUUCAACUUUGUUUCUGACACUGAAGAAAACAUCAUGAGCUUCGUUAGCAUUUGGCAGUCGGUCUGGGCCACUAUUGCCGCAUUGCCGGUAAUUUCUUCUUUGCUUCGGUUCGGCCAGCCUAACAGGCCACCAACACCUCCCCCCGAUCCGGUUCCCGGGCUUGUAGAGCAAAUCCGUGAUGGCCAGAGAGCCAUCGUCGCGAACCAAACGACCAUCGCUGAGGGGUUUCAGCUAAUCGCCGACCGUCUGAGUUCCAUUGGCGAAGAGGUGAAGGUGAUCGCCAAGGGUCAGCAGACCCUAGACAAUCGCUUUCGGGCCCUCGGCGAUGGUAUUCACGCGGUCGACAAUCGGCUGAAGGCCCUCGACGAUGUUCCGAAGGCGACCGUCGACGCCUUGAAGGCCAUCACCGACGAACUCAAAACGGCCCAGGUUGACUCGAACAGCCAUCAAUCCGACGUAAGGCAUUGCCUUCACGCCGUGAAAGAUGCGACAGAGUCAUUGGCAGAGGCCCUCGGGCGCAUGUCGAAACCAGUCGGGGAAGUGAGCGAGCCUCGCACGGCGCAGUCAGAGUCUGCGACAGAGCCGACUCAGACCCAAGGCACUCCAAGUCUUGAAGAGACGGCAAGGUAG